AUGCAGUUACCUCCAAUGCUUGAUUCAAGCAACAAUGUGUUGUUCUUGGGAAGAUCAACCAAUCCAUCUCUCGUUGAUCCGAACCGAGUGUUGAAUCUCCACAAUCAGAUGGGGGAUGUAGUAGCUCCUCAGAGAACAAGUUACCUCAUUGAACCACCCACUUUGCCUCCAACCGUGUCAGCUAUAGCUCAAUCAGUACGAGUUUUAUACGGUAAAGAUUCUACUACCAUUCCACCGUUUGUGAUACCAGAGCCGCCACCUCCUGUUCCCAGAGAUCCAAGACACCACAGUAUGCGAAAGAAAAUGAAACGUAAAUCACGUCCGUCAACUCAAAUGGCUACAGAGAUUGCUAAUAGCAGCCACAAUGUCGCAGAAAGCAGCUCUCAAGGCAAUCCACCAGCUCCUCCAUUGCCUCUAUCAGGUGAACCAGCUUCGUCCGAGCCAAUCAGAGUUCCAGCUCCUACAGAAGAACCAUCUCAAGUAACUAAACCAAGUCUAGAUGAAGUCACUUGUACGUCAAGAUCUGUAUCGCCAGAGAGCAAAGUCUCUGAGCCUAAAUCUACCAACCAGGAUGGAGACUCAGAUUUAGACACCUGUGAGGCUGAUCAACUUGAGAAUCAUUUAGACGAUAAGCCUAUGGAUGUGGAACAAGAAUCUGAAAAUGCGUCAAACAAGCAAUGUGAGCCAACAGAGGCUGAAACUCCAAACAUGGACGCAGAACAGUUGCGUUGA
Messenger RNA from Brassica rapa (field mustard), 732 nucleotides. Its product is annotated as protein CHROMATIN REMODELING 4-like. NCBI's taxonomy places the organism in Eukaryota, Viridiplantae, Streptophyta, Magnoliopsida, Brassicales, Brassicaceae. The record is from RefSeq and is a predicted model, not a curated record.